AUGUUGCGUCCAACGCAAUCUCUUAUGCUGCGUUCGUCGCUGCGCCAGCUGGCGUCGGCGUCCAACCAGCCCAUCCCACCUGGAUCCGAGAUCAAUGCAGUCAAGCGCACCGCCGCCACCAUUUUGCCGCCGGUCAAGCUUUACAGGAGACUGCUCCGUGCCCACAGGAAGCUGGACGCCGAUAUGCGUGCCGUCGGCGAUAACUAUAUCAAGGACGAGUUCCGAAGGCACAGGUCGAUCGACAAUCCUCUCCAGAUCGUCGGCUUCCUGAGCUCGUGGAAGAUGUACUUGGACCAGCUCGAGGUGCAGCAGGGUCAACCCGGCGGGUUCCGAGGACAACGUCUGGACCCGCAGCUGCUCGAAAAGAUGUCGGACGAGCAGAUCUACCAGAUCCACGAUCUCAUGACUGCCACCCAGGAAGCCUACUCCGAGAAGGCGCAAGCACACCCGCCACACCAGCAGCGUGAACUGGCCGAGAAGGCGGCGGCAGAGGCUGGCAUGUCUGUCAAGAAGGACACUUGA
Messenger RNA from Moesziomyces antarcticus, 522 nucleotides. RefSeq names its product acetate non-utilizing protein 9. Gene Ontology annotation, biological process: succinate metabolic process; mitochondrial respiratory chain complex II assembly. The coding region runs from base 1 to 522 and encodes 173 amino acids. Lineage: Eukaryota; Fungi; Basidiomycota; Ustilaginomycetes; Ustilaginales; Ustilaginaceae. Gene Ontology annotation, cellular component: mitochondrial intermembrane space; mitochondrion. The record is from RefSeq and is a predicted model, not a curated record. The transcript has a single exon.